This is a messenger RNA of Aureobasidium namibiae CBS 147.97, 579 nucleotides long. RefSeq lists its product as uncharacterized. The record is from RefSeq and is a predicted model, not a curated record. Lineage: Eukaryota; Fungi; Ascomycota; Dothideomycetes; Dothideales; Saccotheciaceae. Bases 1 to 579 code for a protein of 192 amino acids. The transcript has a single exon.
AUGGCACUACGACGAAUGAACUCAUAUGUACAAGUUUCGGAAGAAGAGUUAGGUAAAGGAUCACACCGAUACUUGCACCUUGGGCGCGAGGCCUCUGUACAACUUCCCUUUGACUUUGGAUUUUCAUCGGACAAUGAAGACGAUGGUCCCCCCAGGGACAUUCUGCUAGAACACGAUGAAGAUGGAGAAGAGACAGAGGGAGGAAGCAAAGAAUGUCAUUUUGUGACCUACUCGCCAACAAAGCCCACUCUGAGUCUCCUCACCACACUCCCCGAAGCCACUCGCAACCAACUCUCAGUCUGGGAAAACGGAGAAGGAUACUGGGCAGAACAAGAGUCCCGCGUCACUUCAGCUGUCACUUCCAGUCCUUCUGACACACCCACUUCUGCUCUUGACAAGAUGCUAGGGUGGCAAGACUCUGUCUCCACGCCGACGCUUACACCGUCACACAAUUCUGGACAGUCUCUUUGGGGCGUGGGGAAAGCAGAACUGCAGGUCUUGCAAGAGGGAGAGGAGACGUUGCUUUGGGAUAAACGCAAGAGCAAAAUGAUGGAAACGCCAAAGAGUGUGGUGGUUUGA